GGGGGCGGGGACACUAUAAAAGCCGUGCGCAGGCGCCGCCGCGUUCUCUUUGGAGCUGGGCGAGGUCCCGGAGCCGCCGCCAUGGGCCGCCGCCCGGCGCGAUGUUACAGGUACUGCAAGAACAAACCGUACCCCAAGUCCCGCUUCUGCCGCGGGGUCCCCGACCCCAAGAUCCGCAUCUUCGACCUGGGCCGCAAGAAGGCGAAGGUGGACGAGUUCCCCCUCUGCGGGCACAUGGUGUCGGAUGAGUACGAGCAGCUCAGCUCCGAGGCGCUGGAGGCCGCCCGGAUCUGCGCCAACAAGUACAUGGUGAAGAGCUGCGGGAAGGACGGGUUCCACAUCCGCGUGCGCCUGCACCCCUUCCACGUCAUCCGCAUCAACAAGAUGCUCUCGUGUGCUGGGGCGGACAGGCUGCAGACGGGGAUGCGCGGCGCCUUCGGGAAGCCGCAGGGGACGGUGGCGCGGGUGCACAUCGGGCAGGUCAUCAUGUCCAUCCGCACCAAGGCGCAGAACAAGGAGCACGUGGUGGAGGCGCUGCGCCGCGCCAAGUUCAAGUUCCCGGGGCGCCAGAAGAUCCACAUCUCCAAGAAGUGGGGCUUCACCAAGUUCAACGCUGACGCCUUCGAGGAGAUGGUGGCGCAGAAGCGGCUCAUCCCCGACGGCUGCGGCGUCAAGUAUGUCCCGUGCAGGGGGCCCCUGGACCGCUGGCGGGCGCUGCACGCGGCCUGAGCCCCCCCCCCCCCGCACCCCAAAACACCCCCCGUGGGACCCCCUGAAACCCCCCCCAUGGGACCUCCCAGCACCGAGCACCGCCAGGGGGCGGCCUCACGGCCAGGGAGGGGGCUCUUUGGGUGCAAGUCCCCACCUGCCAGAGCGCCCCCUGGCGGGCGGGAGGACACCUCCAGCACUCUGGAGGACCUGGGGGGGGUGUUUUUGGGGGGUCCCGGCACAAAUAAAGGUCUAUGGGGCCCCUCCCCCUC
Molecule: messenger RNA, 980 nt
Organism: Strigops habroptila (Kakapo)
Lineage: Eukaryota; Metazoa; Chordata; Aves; Psittaciformes; Psittacidae
Product: 60S ribosomal protein L10
Exons: 7
Coding region: 82-729 (215 amino acids)
Biological process (GO): translation; ribosomal large subunit assembly
Cellular component (GO): ribosome; cytosolic large ribosomal subunit
Molecular function (GO): structural constituent of ribosome
Source: RefSeq, a predicted model, not a curated record